CGGUGCGUUUUGGGCGCUGCCAUAUCGGUAUCAAGUAUCAACCCCUGUUAUCAGGGACACAACUCUUCUCACUCUCAUCCUCAAUCUCUCCUCCAUACAUUCCUAUCCUCCUUCCACCACAUCGCCGCCGCGGCUCUGCAACUCCUUGGCCUCACUCUGCUACGUCGCACCGCCGCCUCGCUGGGCUCCUCUGCUUCUUUGCCCGCCGCUGCUUUGUCGUGCUCCUCUGCUGCUCGUGCCGCCUCUAAUCCCUAAUCUGCAGGGUGGUGGGCUUAUCAGGUAGGCUGCUAGUGCGUGAUGGUGGUGCUUCGUAACACAUUCUUUCUACUGUCCAAACACCGAACCGAAUCUCCGUCUUAUUUAUUAUAACUUAUUGUUGGUAUUUCAUCCCCUGCUACCAACAGAGAUUUUCGUUUUCUCUUCUCAUCGGGGAUAAGCUCUAAUUUGUUAUGUUGAAAUCACUGAGGUGGUCGUCUGAUUCACAUUUGUAAUUUUUGGUGAUGUUCAACAAAGGUGUGUCUGAGUGUCCCCUUGAGGGGCAUCCAAUCAAGAAUCAUAGAAUCUGUACACCUUCAAUAUCAUCCACAGAAUCUGUACAGCUUAAAGGUCCACUAUUAAGUUUCCCACCUAAUACGAAGUCGAUCUUUCUUUUUACCUUCUUCUAAACCCACUUUCAGUUCUUGACCAAACACAACCUUAAGACCCCAUGGUUCCCCUGAAGCCUUACCACCAUUUCUCUAGCCUCUCCAUUUCCAUAGCUCCCACUUUCUGUCUCCAGCCUCACUUUUCCUCUCCUCCAGUUUCCUUCAACUACCGAUUUCAUGCACCAAAAUCACACUUCAAACUCAAGAAUUCAUUCUCUUUCCCCACUUCUAACUUUCUCAAGGUAUCAAGAAUUAGAGUAUCAGUUUGUACUACUGAAUAUGAAGAAGGAGAAGAAAAUAAACCUUCAACAGAGCUUAUGGACUUGUCGCCAAAUGGCCCAGUGUACCAGAAAACACUUCAAUUGGUUGAGUGCUCCAUGUUUGCUGCACUUACUGGUUUAGUUUACUUCUUGAGCAACUCUCUUGCUAUUGAGAAUUACUUUAGUUGUUUCUUCUCGUUGCCUAUAGUGAUUUCCUCAAUGAGAUGGGGUAUUGAUGCUGGAAGGAAAACACUGGUGGCAACAACUGUACUUUUGUUUGUCUUGUCUGGUCCAGUCAAAGCUCUAACUUAUCUGCUUAAGCAUGGCAUUGUUGGUUACACAAUGGGUAUUUUGUGGAGGUCUGGAGCAAGUUGGAACCUUUCAAUUUUCUUGUGCACAAUUGUACGAUCACUAGGAGCUGUUGGCUUUGUCUUAAUUUCAUCUUUCUUAAUAAGGGAAAAUAUACUAGCUUUGAUCACCAUUAACAUUCAUGCUUCUCUUACAUUUCUGCUUACCGCCUCUGGUGUUAAUUCCAUUCCCUCGUUGAACAUGAUAUAUACCCUGUUUGGCAUUUUGGUUUUGAUCAAUAGUGGGUGCUUCAUGUUCUUGCUUCACCUGCUGUAUUCCGUUUUCCUCGCCAGAAUGGGGAUGAAAUCUCAACUAAGGUUACCAAGAUGGCUGGAGAGGAACCUCUGAUGCUGCAUGUAAUCAAGAGUUAGCAAAAUUAAUGUUGGAAUUGUAUUCAUUCUCCCUUUUGCUGCUUCAGAAAAGGGACAGUGCUAAGGCUGUAUAUCAUUUACGGUGUAUAAUAAUUUGACGCGCUACACAGAUGAAAGGUGAAUAUUAACAGAAAAAUUAAAAAGUAGUGUUUCUUAAUUGUUGUGGUCU
This is a messenger RNA of Arachis ipaensis, 1792 nucleotides long. The record is from RefSeq and is a predicted model, not a curated record. Lineage: Eukaryota; Viridiplantae; Streptophyta; Magnoliopsida; Fabales; Fabaceae.